Anolis carolinensis (green anole) is the source of this 1737-nucleotide messenger RNA. It is a transcript of the gene saxo2, whose product is annotated as stabilizer of axonemal microtubules 2. Lineage: Eukaryota; Metazoa; Chordata; Lepidosauria; Squamata; Anolidae. The record is from RefSeq and is a predicted model, not a curated record. The coding region runs from base 92 to 1534 and encodes 480 amino acids. Gene Ontology annotation, molecular function: microtubule binding. Gene Ontology annotation, cellular component: centriole; ciliary basal body; sperm flagellum. The transcript is spliced from 5 exons.
CGACGGGGCGCUUGACUGGUCACCUAGCAACGGAGGAGGAAAACGACAGAGGUUCUCAGAGAGAAGCAGGAGUCGCCGCGGAGACGGGAAGAUGAAGCAGCUCCAGUGCUUGUGCCAGAUUUGCACCUGCGGACGCCAUUAUUGUCCUCAUAAUCCGACAAGGAUUUAUGACCAGGGGGAAGUGGUGAACUUCCUUUCUGAAUAUGCGGAUAAGUACCCUGUAUAUGGCAAUGUCCCUCCUCCCCAGAGCCUCAAGCCCCAACAGCAACAUCAGUCCAAUGGUGGAAAAAUGGAAGGCACCUCAACUUUCAGGGCUGAUUAUCGUCCAUAUGAAGUGGCAAAUCGGCCUGUUCGAGCCCGAGAAGUGUACAAACCCAAGCCUGGAGAGAUUGACCUUGGGACCACUUAUAGAAGAGAUUACAAUGCUCACAAAGUACAGCCAGUAGCACUACUAAGACCUGUUGAAAGAAACUAUGUUAGAGGAGAGAAACUGAAUACCUUACCCACUUAUCGAGAUGACUAUAGGGCCUGGGACGUUCAAAAAGUGGAGCUCCAUAAAGCACCGAACACUUAUCAUCCUCCUAUGGAAAAAUUUGGGAACACCACUACCUUUCAGGAUGCCUUCUUUCCUAAGGAAAUCUCAAUCCAAAAAAGUUUUAAACCUGGUUUAACAAUCAGACUUUCAGACCAACCUUUUAAUGCCAUGUCAAGCCAUCGCAGCGAUUAUGUUCCUCACCCUCUAGAACCCAGAUUUAAAAUACCAAGAGAUGAAUACAAGCCACAUAGCCAGCCCUUUGAUAACACCACAACCCAUCGGUGUGAUUUCAGGGGACUUGUCGGAGAGGUUCCCAAAAGCUGCAAGCCUGAUCAACAAGUGGCACCAAAGGGUCAAUUUGAGGGACUUUCAGAGUUUCGCGAGCGCUUUCAACCCUGGCCCGUUUCCUUACCUGAAGUCCACAAAGCAAAAGAAUACAUUCCCCCCACAGGCAGCAUGGAUCUGAACACCACAAGCCACCUUGAUUAUGUUCAUCAUGAUGUCAGUCCAAUUGUCCUCAUGAAACCAUUACAAAGGAGCACCAGAAAUACUGCCCCUUUUAUGGGGACUACGACCAUGCGGGACGCCUUUCAAGCCUGGGAGGCUUGUCGGCCAGAGGCUAUCAAGAAGGUGGAUGCGUUAAAACCCUCUGGGAAGUUUGAUGGUCGGACCACCUUCAGAGAUCACUAUGUACCACACAACGUACCUCCAGUUCUGAGCUGCAGGCCUCCCAGGAUGCCUCUAUCUAGCUCAGUGCCUUUUGAGGACCAAAGCAUGUACCGUACAGAAUAUACGCCAAAGAAACAAGAAAUCUGCCCAGCCGCCUAUGCAUCGCCUUUGGGAUAUGAGUUUGUCAACAGCGAUUCUGGCGGUCACAAAUUCUUCCGCAGAAUGUCCUCAGAUAUCCCUAACAUUGCCCAAGAAAAUGGAAAAUCAUUUAUAACUGAAGUUGCAUGUAACCCACAUAUUGUCCCCUCAAAUCAUCAGUCCAGAAACUGAGACCAUGGAAUAAAUGAUGUCAAAGGAACUCAAUAAAUCAUCCAAAAAAAGGACAGGAAACCUUCUGAACUUCUGGGAAUAUUUGUAUCACUUCCCUUGGUAUUCUCACGGGAUAGAGUCUCCUUGUUCUCUGCUUUGUCCUGUGUAAACAUAAUGUUCUAUACAUGGUGGAAAAUCAAAUUAAAAACAUUUAUCUCCUAUCA